AUUUGUCUUAUCCAAGAUUAAAUUACAAAUCGAAAUAAGUAAUUAAAAGAAAGAGAAUUAAAAGAACCGCUAUAGUAAUAUUUCAAUCCAUAAUAUUACUUGAGACGUAAAUUUUAAAAAGGCUCGAGAAGUUGGGCGAGAGUUCGUUUUGCAUAUCAGCCGGUUUGCAAAAACACUUCACUUUUCUUAUUAUUGUGGGUGUUAUAGACGCUUGUACAGCGUGUCUAAGAUGGCCAAUACAAAGAUUGCAUUCUCUGCUUCUUUGACAACUAGCGACCCAAAUGUCCGUCCAGUUGUGAUUAUCGGCCAAGUGAAACACUUACUCAAGGUACCCUUUGAGAAAGUGAAGUGUAAACUCCAACCAAGAGUUACAGAAGAGGUUUAUAAUGCUGCUGCUUUGAACCUCCAACCAUCUCCCACAGAUACUUGCUCAUUAUGGUUGUCAAAUGCAACUCUCGCUGCUCUUCCUACCAAGGCUAGCAGGCAUAACACACCAUCUAGAGGGCACUCUAUCUCUCGCAUUGUUAAAUCUUGUGCUAGUGGAGGGGAUGAAUUCUUCCUGAUUGUUUGUGAGAGAGCCAAUGCCUUUGCCUCUGCUUGUGCUGUAGCCAGGGCGUUUCCAUUAUACAGCCGUAAAUCAGGCGUAGGCCUCACAAAGCGUACAGUAACUGUAGAGUUCAUCUUCGUUGGUGAGAACAGUGAAGACCCAUUAUCAGACAAAGAUUUGCAAUGCAUGACUGAUACAGCUUAUGCUAUUCGUUUAGCAGCUAAAAUUGUUGAUAUACCAUGUUCUGAAAUGCACACAGAUGCUUUCAUACAGGAAAUCACCACUGUAGGCAAAGAAUUGGGAAUUUCUCCUAAAAUCGUACAAGGGGAAGACCUUGACAAGCAAGGAUUUGGAGGACUGUAUGGGGUCGGAAAGUGUGCCGUCCACAAGCCAGCACUUGCUGUCCUUAGCCAUACACCAGAGGGCGCUAGUAGGACUAUAGCAUGGGUCGGAAAAGGCAUCGUCUAUGACACAGGCGGUCUCUCCAUCAAAGGCAAAACUGCCAUGCCUGGGAUGAAGAGGGACUGUGGUGGAGCAGCAGCAAUACUAGGAGCUUUCUACUCAGCAGUUAAACAGGGUUUUACAGACAAUCUCCA
Owenia fusiformis is the source of this 1143-nucleotide messenger RNA. Lineage: Eukaryota; Metazoa; Annelida; Polychaeta; Sabellida; Oweniidae. The record is from the annotation of a GenBank genome assembly.